Molecule: messenger RNA, 3696 nt
Organism: Apodemus sylvaticus (European woodmouse)
Lineage: Eukaryota; Metazoa; Chordata; Mammalia; Rodentia; Muridae
Gene: Rab44
Product: RAB44, member RAS oncogene family
Exons: 14
Coding region: 85-3012 (975 amino acids)
Molecular function (GO): GTP binding; GTPase activity
Source: RefSeq, a predicted model, not a curated record
UCUGUGGGCAGCAGGCAGUGACCUCCUCACAGGUCCAGGAGCAGCAGACAGCAAGCGACGGUCCUCUGAGAGGUCUGCGGCGCCAUGGAGAAAGGGAAGGGGGUGUCCAGAAAAGGCCGGAAGCUGGCAUCCAGCCGCCGCAGGCAGGCGCGGGAGCCGGCGGACGCUCAGGAUGCGCCUGUGGCCCCGGAGGCUGAGUCCUGGCCCUCGGACGCUGCUGCGGAGCUGCAGGCCUUCUUCCAGGACUGUGGAGCCAAGGAGAGGGGCUUUGUUACCCGGGAGGAUCUGGCGGAGGCCAGGUUCAGCUUCCUGGGUGGCGAGGAGCCGCAGAUGAUCUUUGACUGGGUGGACAUGGAGAGCAGGGGCCGUCUGUCGCUGGAAGAAUUCAGCUCUGGACUCAAAGAUGUCUUUGGCUCCAGCCCUAGUACCCACAGACUCCGCACAAAGCCGUCAUUGCCCUCUCAACGGGAAUCUGUCACUUCCACCUUCCCCGCCCUCGAGGAGGCUGAUGCUGAAGAGAAGGAGGCCUUCCUGGCCCUUGUAGGACAGAUGGAGACCAGCCACUCCCUCUCUGAGCAGGCUGAGAUCUGGAAGCUGUGGAGAGAGUUGCGGCAGGAGGAGCCCCAGCUGGCAGGCAACCUGGAGGGCUUCCUGGCCAAGAUGAGCGGCCGUCUGCAGGAGGCUUGGGCUGACCGGGAGGCCCUGGCGUGGACCCUGAGAAAGCGAGACUCCGACCAUCUCCACAAGGUGAGACAGCUCUAUGAGGAGACGGAGGAGCAGAUCCGCAGGGAGAGGCAGCAGCUGCAGGCCCAGAGCGACUCCCGGGACAUUGCCCUCAGCGCCAACAUGCAGGAGGCCCUGCAGGCCAAGGAGCAAGAGGCUCAGCGGCUGGCGGAGGGCCAGAGAGAGCUGGAGGCUCAGCUCCUUCACCUCAGCAGCACACAGCAAGAGGCCAGCAGGGAGAAUCUGCAGCUCCGGGAGGCCGAGCGUGACCUGGCCGGGCAGCUAGAAGAGGUGCGGGGACAACUGCAGGUGACAAGAGGACACUUGGAUGCUGCCAGGACCAGGGGCCGAGUGUCCUGGCAGAUAGAGGAAGAGCCAAGUGUCCCCAGGGAAAAUAAGGAGGCCCCAGACCCUCAGGCCAACCCCACAGAGGAGGCCCCACUGCCUGAGCUGUUUGGGGACAAUGAUGACUGGGACCGGCUCCUCGGCAGCUUCGAAGACCAUUCCCACAGAACCCUGCGGCUUUGCUGGAGCCCACCCCCGAGCCCGGGUGGCACCUCCGCCCCCCAGACUCCCCGCAUUGUUAGACAGAUCUCCAUUUCCAAGGUGUCUGCUCUGCAGUUUCCUCAGGAGCCAGUCUCAGAUUCAGACCCGGGUCCGAGAAGCCCCGCCGGGGUGUCUCCUGGUGGUGCCAGAGAUAGAACAGGGGUGGAGGACCCCAAGGGGCAGGAUGGACAGGACGUCAUCUCUAAGCAGCCUGUGGACACCCCUGACUUAGAUGCCAGACCCCAGGGCCCCUUCCUCUGGAGUCUUCCAGGAGCCCUGGCUGGGGAGUCUGGGAAUGCUGAGGCAGCAGCUUCCAGAGUUCUACUUCCUUCUGAGGCGGAGCCUCCUGCUCACGGGCUCUCUUCUCCUCCUCGGUCCCCAACCGCGUCCAGAAAGCAGACCCAGGCUCCAGAUCUGGGCGACAAGAGCCUCUGGUCUGGACCUGAUCCAGCCAAACUGCCCAUAGAGAGCGAGGUUAUGGCGGAGGACCUGAAGCUGGGCUUAGCGUCCCAGGGAACCACAGAUCUCCCUGAGGAAGCCACAGAACCCUUCCUGAGCCUGGAGUCUGUGGACCAAGUGCACACAGAGAGACCAGUGCAGGAUGAGGCACACCUGGCUAGGCCAGAGAGUCAUCCUAGGAGUUUCCAAGAAGCCCACGGUCAAGUCCUUAGUGUGGAUAGCCCGUCUACCCACCUUCCCCAGAGUCUCGAAGAGCAGCUCAGGCCUGAGGAAGGAAAGUUAGGAGAGAGAGGCCAGCAGGAGCCCGGCUCGGCAGAGGCCAGUGAAGCUCAUGGCCUGGAAACCAGGAACACAGAAUCAUCCCAGCAAGAUGAUCCCCUGUCUAACAUAUCACAGCCUCCUGCUGAGAUAGAAGCCCCUGCUCCUGGCCAAAUGUCUCCUCCGAGGGGCUCUCCCAUCUUGGGGGGUGGGGCUGGGCUUGCAGUGGGAGCCCCAGAGACCACACGAGCUCUCCUCACCCUGGCUGAGUCGGCAGCCCAGCCCAGGCCCGUGUCCAUGCCUGUUCAGGUGGAGAGUAUGUCAGAUGCCACUCAGCCCACAGAGCCAGAGGCAGAGAGCAGGCCUGAGGAACCGAGAACAGACUUACGGGAGGCUGAACCGAGUUCUUCCCCUGGCGACCUCCCUGCUGACAAGCCUCAAGCUGACCCCGAUUACCUCUACCAUGUCAUCUUCUUGGGGGACUCCAGUGUGGGCAAGACCUCAUUCCUACACCUGUUACAUCAUGAUGCUUUUGCUACUGGGCUGACAGCCACUGUAGGAGUGGAUUUUCGGGUCAAAAACUUACUGGUAGACAACAAAACCUUCGCCCUGCAGCUGUGGGACACUGCUGGACAAGAGAGGUACCACAGCCUCACACGACAGUUGCUUCGCAAGGCGGAGGGGGUGGUGCUCAUGUAUGACGUCACCUCCCAGGAGAGCUUCACCCACGUGCGUUACUGGCUGGACUGUCUGCAGGAUGCAGGUGUAGAGGGAGCGGCCAUGGUCCUGCUGGGAAACAAGAUGGACUGUGAGGAGGAGAGGCAGGUGCCCACCGAAGCUGGCAGAAGUCUCGCCCAGGAGCUGGGCAUCUCGUUCGGUGAGUGCAGCGCGGCCCUGGGACACAACAUCCUGGAGCCCAUGAUGAACCUGGCUCGGUCACUUAAGAUGCACGAAGACCGUCUGAAGGCCUCACUGGCUGAAGUGAAUCGUCCGCAGCCCCCCAAGAGAGCUGGCUGCUGCCGCUGACCGCCAGCCUGGUCCCAUCACGGACUGAUUUUUCCCAUGGCUCCCAAUCUGCUUCCUAGACAUAGCUGGGAUAGAGAAGCCCUUCAGGGGACAAUGUGACCUCCGCUCCACUGAGCAAACAUGCCAGGGAUAGAUGGCAGGACAAAUCUAGAAACUCCACACAAGCAAAGUGUCCCCAAGUCUUUCGUUCACCGCAGGUGGCAAGAUGGUAUGGUAUUCUAGUUUAAUUUCUUUGAUGCUAGAGACUGGCCUAUAGCAACUCAGAGGAGGGAAAGGCUUAUACUUCCGGGUCGCUGUCCAGCACUGUCAAGACAGGAACUGAAGCAGGAACCAUGGAGGACCGCUGCUUACUGGCUCACACACUGCCUAAUGCUUGGCCAGCUUUUAUAGAGAGCCCAGGGAUGGCACCACCCACAGUGGAUUGAGCCCUCCUGGCUCAAUCAUGAAGCAAGGCAGUGCCCGUGGACACACCCACCCCAGGCCAGUCUGGCAAGAGCAAUUCUCUAUUUAAGAACUUCCUGUUGACUCUAGAUUGUGUUACAUUGGUAUUAAAAAGUAACCAGGCUGCAGGACACACUCGUGGGAGGGCGCUCUUCUCCCUUUGAGUAUUUCUGGAUUUUUGCCAGUGCCUUGUACAACCAGGGGAAUCAGAUGUGGAGAAGGAAAUAAACCCUGCAGGGAGUC